Diorhabda sublineata is the source of this 6498-nucleotide messenger RNA. RefSeq names its product protein PAT1 homolog 1 (gene Patr-1). The transcript has 13 exons. The coding region runs from base 73 to 2292 and encodes 739 amino acids. NCBI's taxonomy places the organism in Eukaryota, Metazoa, Arthropoda, Insecta, Coleoptera, Chrysomelidae. Gene Ontology annotation, biological process: P-body assembly; deadenylation-dependent decapping of nuclear-transcribed mRNA. Gene Ontology annotation, cellular component: P-body. Gene Ontology annotation, molecular function: RNA binding. The record is from RefSeq and is a predicted model, not a curated record.
AUUUUGCUUACAACUUACAACUUCAUUCGAGUCUAGACAAUAUGAGAGAAAUGGUAUUUUUGGAAAAAUUCAAUGGCUAAUACGUUUUUCAAUUUUGAUACAAGUUUAAAUGGUGAUGAUCAUUUGCUUGCACCUGAUGAUGAUGAUUGCUUAGAAAAUGAGGAAGAAUAUGAUGCACUUAAUGAUGAAACAUUCGGGGAAGAUGUCUCUAGUUUGGAUGACUGGGAACAGCAGCACGAACAAUUCGCAGAAAUUGCAAAAAAUUCUAUACAUGGAGAUAACAUAGAAAAAUCUGUAUCGCAGUUGGUUCUUCAUGAGCAUGAAGACCGUGUAUCAUUGUCUAGCUCUGUUUGGUCAUAUACUCCUUCAGCUAAAAAUGGAGAUGUCUACAAUGGCUCAGUUUUAUCUUCUUCUAAAACAUUUAUUGAUUCUCGUGACAAUAUACCCAGCAACCUCGAUAGUGUAUUGCCGACGCCAAUAUUGCCUGCGCAACCCAAGAAAAUUUGUACUGUCGAAGAACUGGAAAAAAGUCUUAUCAACUCAAGUAAGAAUGCUGCAAAAACUCCAACUCCAGCUCAUACCUUACCUCAUCCGGCGAAUCAUCCUCAGCAAUUACCCAGGCCACUAUUACCUGUACCUAACCAGCAUCAGACACAUGGUUUUCAUCCGAUAUUGCAACAUCCCCUUCCAAAUACUAGACUUCCACCACCUGGUUUACCUCCAAUGGGUAUCCCACCACCGGGACUGCGACCCCCUUUGAACGCACAUCCAGCAAUGCUACCACCUGGAAUGUUACGGAUGAUACCACCUCAUCCUCAGUUUAUGCAAAAUGGUCUACAUCGACCACCUGGAUUUUUAUAUCCACCCCAUAAUCAAUAUCCUAUUGCUCCUCCGUUUACUUUUCCACCACCACCACGUAAUAUGAUCAAUAUGAAUCCCCAACAACAAGUCCGAUUACACCAUAACAUCGGUCAGCAUCAACAUCCUCCACAUCAAUUAAAAGAAAGAUCUAGAAUCGACAGUGGUAACUAUCGACAUCCGCAUAAAGAUCAAGAACCUAAAGAUGAAUAUGCUGGUUUAAUGUCCAUGAAGGAAAAACAGUGGUUGCUGAAUAUUCAAAUGCUACAAUUAAACACAGGGACACCAUAUUUUGACGAUUAUUAUUAUACAAUAUUUAAAGAAAGGAAAGCUAAAAAUAACAAAGAAAAUGAGCGCAUUUCCCACCACAUAAAGAGAAUACAUAGAAAUAGCGAUAGACAGGAAAAUCAAAAUACGUUAACACCAAAAGUUUACACGCCGCUACAAUUUGAAAAUUCUCUAGGAAAGUUACAGUGCGGUUCAGUGACAGCGCCAAGGAAGAUUAUCGAUAUGGAUAUUGUAACUCCAGACAAAGAUACCGAUAAUCCUCAAGUAUCUAGAGAUACAAGAAAGACCAAGCAAUUAUUGUUAGAAUUGGAAGUGUUAUAUUCGUUGCUUCUUAAAGCAGAAGAUAUCAAUAAUCCCUUGUAUAUAAGCAAUAUGGACAAAUUAAGGGAAAUCAAGCAAAAACAAAGACUUAGAGAAUUAGAUUUAGCACCUACUCCGGAACAAAAAAGGGAAGUUUUGAGAUUGUUCAAGUUGGAAAGCGAAAUUGUUAUUGAACACCAAUAUGACUAUAUCAUGAAAAUUACUCAAGGUCUUUUACAGGAAGAUAAAAUAAGCAGUUAUCUCAAUAUUAGAAAAGGAAAGAUGUUGCUCUUGAGACUUUUGCCUCAUCUUUCAAUAGAUAUGUUUGGUACACAAUUGUUAGAAUUGUGGAGUAAAGUUCUCCUCACUUUACCAGUUACUGGAAGAAGGGACACUGCUGGUGAUAAUAUUUUACCUAAAUUUUAUCCGUUUCUCAAAAGGUACAUACAGUCUAGUAAUAUGUCUGAUAUCUUAGAUAUUGUUACUGGUUUAGUGGAGGUAGUUAGACAAGAAAAUAAUAGGAGUACACCUUUAAGUCACGCGGGAAAAUCACCCUUGUAUUUUGUGUUGUUAAAUAAGUUUGGCGUGUCAGCGUUAGUAGUAUUACUAAUAAGAGUUGAAUGCCUCCUAUCAUCAGAUUCCGUAACGGAAAAACAGCAAAAUACAUGGUCGAAUUUCUUGGUCAGCUGGGCGCAACAAAUAGAAACUGUUAACAAGAUACCUACUCCCAUAGAUACUAUACCAGCGCCGAUAUUUGACAAGCACUGCAAUCGUUUUAAUAUUUUAAAAUUUGACAAGAGAUCAUUGUUGGAAAAAUAUUUUGUUGAUUGUAAUUCCAUCGUUUAAAUAAAUAUAUUAGCAAUUUAUCUCCCAUAUUUCACUUGUAACUUCGAGUUAAGUGAGAUAUGAGUGAUUAAUGAAAAAUGUGUAAAAAAAAUUAAGAGAAAAAUGAUUUCUUCAAUUUUGUAUGCUUGUAAUUUAACUUAUUAUCAAUUUUUUUUAAAUUCUUACUUUAAAGAGAUCUAUGUACAAUACUUGAAAAGUGUAAGGUGAGUCUUUUUUGUAUUAAUUAUUUUUACAAAAGAAAAACUAGAUUUAUUAUCAAAAAUUGAUAUUUGUUGAUAAAUGGAUUAGUAUGUUAAUACUAAUAUAGGCAGCCUAAUGUACAUGUCAAUUUUUAUUAUGUGGAUUUGUUUGUUUCGAAUAAUUUUUAUUGCAUGCAUAGUCGGCACUUAGAUAUUCAUUUCUCCACCAUAUCCUGGUAAUCAACUACAACUAACAAAUGACGUUUCUGAGCAAAUAAAUUUCUCAACAAGUUAUUAAUCGUUUUCAAAAUUCUGUUUUGUUAUAAAAGUGAUUAGUUUCACAUCCUAUGGUAGAAUUUUUAAAAACAAUCUUCACAAUAAUAAAUUUUACAAAGAAAAUCUAUAUCUUUGGAUAUUUUUAAAACCUCUUAGUAUAUUUAAUCUUGAAAUAAUUAGCAAUAUCGGUUAGUAGUUCAUUUGACCCAUUUCAAUUUCAUUUUUUUCAUAGUAAUCCAUGUGAUUUUUUUAGUGGCAGUUUAAGUUGACCUUAUAUUGAUUGUAAUGCAGAGUCAUUUGGACCUUAACAGAAUUUCGUUUGGUAGUUCGUUUAUUCCAUUUUCAGCGUUUUCUUGGUCAUCCUUCUACUUCUUUUAUUGACACACUCUUGAUUAUAUGUAAUUUAGCACAAAAUAUUUUAUUUUUAGUUUGACUUGAUUUGGAAAUUGGCAGAUCUUUCCACAAACAUCAACUAAAUGUGUAAAUUUGUAUCUUCUAUAAGCUUGAAAUUUCUUAUUAGUAGUUCAUUUGUUUCCAUUCCACUUUCAAUGUUUUUUUCUGGUAAUCCAUAUGAUUCUUUUAGUGGUUAACGUAACACAUUAAGUCCUGCUUAGUGUUGUGCAGAGUAAUUAUGUCUAGCAGAAUUUCUUUUAGUAGUUCAUUUGUUCCAUUUUCAAUUUUUAUGGUUUUCCUUGUGUUACAAAUAAAUUAGUAGAUAUUUUCAUAAUCAUCAAUUAAAAGUGUAAAUUUGUAUCUUCGAUGAGCUUUAGAAUUCCUAUUAGUAGUUCAUUUGUUCCUUUUUCAUUGUUUUCCUGGUCAUUCUUUUAUUUCUGUUGGUAACAGUCAAAUUAAGAUUAUGUGUACUUUGGUGCAUAAUUAUUUUGUUUUUGAUUCGGAAUGGAAAUUGGCAGAUUUUUCAACAAAUAUAAAUUAAAAAUGUAAAUCUUCUGAAAGUUUUAGGCAUUUUGUUGGUAGUUUAUUUGUUUGUUUAUCAGCUUUAAUUUGAUGCCUGUUGGGUUGAAUACGAUACUUUUUGACUUGAUUCAGAAUAGAACUCAUUGAUUUUUUCAUAGUUUGUUUUGGUUGAAAUGAUAGUGAUAGCAAAGAUUUUUUUGUCUUUGCUUUUUUUGUCUUUAAUUAUGUGAGUGGAUGAAAUUUUCCAGGAUAUCGUUGAGAAAAUUUCAUGAUUAUCUUAUUUGCUGAUGGAUAAUUAAGUAGGUCAGAUAUAAAAAAAAUAUGACAAAUUAUGUAAAUAAAAUGCAAAUUUUUAUUAAAGCAUGGUUAGAAAAGUUUCCAUUUUAAUACGUUUUUAUUAAAAGUAAAAUAGUUUUUAUGGUAGUGACAUUCACUUUUUGGGUAUUUGUAACGUUUGUUAUAUGUUUAGAAAAUGUUGAAAGCUUCAUUAAUUAGUGUAACUCCUAAAUUCUUUGAUAAAUAAAUAUGUGAGAAUUUCUAGUUUCAACGUGUAUUUUCUUAUUAAACCGUUACAAGUAAAUUUGAAAAGUAAAUGAAAAAUUUUUAGCUUUUUCUGAAAGUAUGUUAUUUUUUUCCCUUCAAUUUCAUUUCGGGAAAGACUGAAUUUAACUUGCAAACGGUACUGAAAUUUUUUUUAACUUAUUUAACGUAUUGUAUUUUUAAUUUUAUUUAAUAAUAGGUGUAAUGGAAUUAUUUGUUGAUCUUUUUCAUGUUAUGAUGUCUAAGGUGGGCUACCAUUCUGGUUAUUGUAAUUUUUUGAUUAUUCACUAAUCUCAAUACACCUAUACCCAAAGUGUCUUAAUAUUAUUGCGCUUCUAUUUUAGUCCAUUGGAACAACUGUUCCAUAUUAACUUCCAUAGUUCGUAUUCAUGUCCCGUAAAGAAGCACUGAUGAUAUUCCGAAAUUUGUGCAAUAAUCUUUUGAUGAUUUCCUCGAUAUACUUCUUUUCAGGUUUUGUCCCUUUUUGACCAUCGGUUACUUUAUAUUGGUAGGUGUCUAAACCCUUAUGCUUUUAUUUUCUCAUAUAGCUUGUCUUACAUCUUCAUUUUUUCUUUAAUUAGGAUUUUUCACUACCAAUAUUUUUGGUUUUCAUUGUGUUCUUAUUGGAUCAUGUUUACGUAGAAAGUGAAAACCUUUCACAAAUACCAAGUAUUCUAUUAAUUGAACUGAAAUCACUGAAUUUAUUUUUAAACGCGCCCUAGUCUAAAUCCAGAAAAACAAAUUAUUUCCAGUAUAUAGCCAGAAUAAUAGUCGAUUUUAUUAAAAAAAUAUAGUUUUAAGUGACAACAAAUACAAUUACAUCUAUUAUAGUGUUUGAUAUUAAUUGUUGUGAUACAUACAAAUUGAAAUAAUCGGUGAAAAUUUAAAUAAAAUGUAGUUACGUUAUUUUAAAAAACAAAUUCAGUUAUUUUUAUCAAAAGUUGUUUUUAAUCGUGUUACUAGUUUUUAGUAGUUCAUUUGACCCACUUCCAUUUUAGUAAUCAAUAAUUUUGUUGUACGCUUUUUUAACUUCUUUCGAACUUCCUCGAUUGUUUUUCUUUGGUCCUUUUAGUAUCUAAAACAAAUUAUAUGGAAUGUAGCACAGAACAACUUUGUGUUUUACACUGUUAGUAAUUAAUUUGGUCUCUGUCCGGUUUUUCUGGCCAUCAAUAAUUUUGUUGUAUGCGUUUACAAUUUCUUUUAGUAGUUCAUUUGGUCCCUUUCAUCAUUUAAUUUUCAUCCUGGUUAUCCAUCUGCUUUUUGUAGUAUCACAAGUGUACUAUAACCUUUAUAAUUUCUUUUAGUAGUUCAUUUAUUCUUUUUCCAAUUUUCAUGGUACCAACUGGUAAUUAAUUUGCUUCUUUUGGCGCUACAGACAAAAGUAAUCCAAAAUGAUCUUAGUAUAAGUUUUAAAACUUAUUUUAAUAGUUCAUUUGACCUCUUGCUUAAUUUAGUUUUUUCCUUUUAGUGUCUUAAAAAACCAAGUCAUUAUUACAUGAAAUGUAGAAAAUGAUUUUGUUGUAAAGUUUUGCAAUUUCUUUUAGUAGUUAAUUUGUUCAUCAUAUAUUGUAUUAUUUUUUUCCAUCAAUUAUUUUGUUGUUAAAGCAAGUUUCUUCAGUAAACUUUUAAUUUCUUUUAGUGGUUCAUUUGUUCCCUGUCGAAUUUUCAUUUUUUCCAAGUUAUCCAUCUGCUUCCUCAAGUUCUUAAAAAAGUUUUUGGGCUAAAUUAAAAACUCUGAUACUAAUUUUCAAUUAUGUGAUUAGUUUUUCACCUAUUAACAAAAUAAUUUUCCAGUUAAUCGUGUAUGGACUAAAAAUUGUUUCAAUUUACUUUUUUAUUGUUACAAGAAAUUCUUGUUUCUUUAUUAUAAUAUGUUAAUUUUUGUUCAGAAGUUGUUUCCUUUAUUUUUCACUAAAGUUUUAGACUUUUGUCAACUAAUGUACAUUUUCAUCACGUUAUUCAACAUAAUUCUAGUUUUAUGCAAAAUAUAUAAAAACAAAAAGUACAUUUUAAAUAUUUGAUAUUUUUGUAUUGUUUUAUUUUUAUCAUUUAUUAAUCUCCAAUUAUUUAUAAAAAUAGUGUGUCUAAAGCGGACUUUUCCCGAAGUAAGAUAUUUGUUUAUGAUUACAUCGGGAAAUAACACAUGUAAAUAUGAUGUUUAUCCGUUUUUAAUAUUUUUAGUUUUAAAUCAGAUAUCGGGAAUAUGUUUGAAUGAUAUCGUUUAUAUGAUAACUAUGAAGCUUCUUUCAAAUAGAUAGAAACUGUCGAACGUAUAUUAAUAAAUUGUUUGACUCUU